CAGCCAGCCAGGGGAGGCAUGAGCGACCGAGCCGCGUGGAGCGGCGGCGGCAAGUGUGGACGUCUGUGUAAGUGUGAGGCUGUCAUGGCGGCGUUCAAAGGCAUCUGGACUCAGGCCUUCUGGAAAGCUGUUUCAGCAGAGUUUUUGGCAAUGCUUAUAUUCGUCCUCCUGAGCCUCGGCUCCACAAUCAACUGGGGCGGAGCUGAGAAACCUCUACCUGUAGACAUGGUCCUUAUCGCUCUCUGCUUUGGACUCAGCAUUGCCACGAUGGUGCAGUGCAUUGGACAUAUCAGUGGUGGCCACAUUAACCCUGCCGUCACUGUUGCUAUGGUCUGCACUAGGAAGAUCAGCCUUGCCAAGUCGGUCUUCUAUAUUGCAGCCCAGUGCCUGGGUGCCAUCACAGGGGCAGGCAUUCUCUACCUUGUUACUCCUAGGCGUGUGGUAGGGUCCUUGGGAGUCACCUCGGUACAUGGAGACCUUUCCGCUGGCCACGGACUACUGGUGGAGUUGAUAAUUACAUUCCAGCUGGUUUUUACUAUUUUUGCAAGCUGUGAUUCAAAACGCAGCGAUGUCACAGGUUCAGUGGCGUUAGCAAUUGGACUGUCAGUUGCCAUCGGACACUUAUUUGCUAUCAACUACACAGGUGCCAGCAUGAACCCUGCUAGAUCAUUUGGACCUGCAGUUAUCAUGGGAAAAUGGGACCACCACUGGAUAUAUUGGGUGGGACCAAUUAUAGGAGCAGUCCUUGCAGCCGCCCUUUAUGAAUACAUCUACUGUCCUGAUGCCCAGCUCAAACGCCGUUUCAAAGAAGCCUUCAGUAAAACAAGCCAGCCGUCCAAAGGGAAGUACACAGAAGUAGAAGACACCAGGAGCCAGGUGGAGACAGAUGAUUUGCUUUUGAAGCCAGGAGCGGUCCACGUCAUUGACAUUGAAAAGGGUGAAGAUAAGAAGGGCAGAGACCCAACAAACGAGGUGCUGUCGUCUGUAUGACUAGCAAGGAGCACUGAAAGCAGAGAACAGCCUACUAGCUUGCCCACAAAUAGCCUUCCACCCAUCAAAGAGACAGAUCUGUUGUAAAUUAGGCCCCUACCUCUUCUUAAAAUUGUAGGGAGAUUGCAGCAAUCAAUUAGUUGCUCUAUCAGACCACAACCCCAUUCUGUUGAAGUGGUAGCAGUUAACAAUGUUGAGUGAUUAUUCCAAAUUCAGAAAUGUCCUUUUCG
This is a messenger RNA of Euleptes europaea (tarantolino), 1220 nucleotides long. It is a transcript of the gene AQP4, whose product is annotated as aquaporin 4. Gene Ontology annotation, molecular function: water channel activity. The coding region runs from base 19 to 990 and encodes 323 amino acids. Gene Ontology annotation, biological process: transmembrane transport. The record is from RefSeq and is a predicted model, not a curated record. NCBI's taxonomy places the organism in Eukaryota, Metazoa, Chordata, Lepidosauria, Squamata, Sphaerodactylidae. The transcript is spliced from 5 exons. Gene Ontology annotation, cellular component: plasma membrane; basolateral plasma membrane.